Messenger RNA from Pogoniulus pusillus (Red-fronted tinkerbird), 8473 nucleotides. It is a transcript of the gene KCNH1, whose product is annotated as potassium voltage-gated channel subfamily H member 1. Gene Ontology annotation, molecular function: delayed rectifier potassium channel activity. The transcript has 11 exons. Gene Ontology annotation, cellular component: plasma membrane. Bases 145 to 3018 code for a protein of 957 amino acids. NCBI's taxonomy places the organism in Eukaryota, Metazoa, Chordata, Aves, Piciformes, Lybiidae. Gene Ontology annotation, biological process: potassium ion transmembrane transport; regulation of membrane potential. The record is from RefSeq and is a predicted model, not a curated record.
GCGGUGCGCGGGAGGCGGCGGUGGGAGCUGAUGCUGCACAGCGCUGUCGGUCCCGGCGGAGGCAUGAGGUGCGCGGGGCGGGCGGAGCGCGGGUCGGCGCAGCCCUGAGCGAAGACCUCCUCGCCGCGCUCCAGCAGAGCGACUAUGGCCGGGGGAAGGCGAGGGCUGGUGGCGCCUCAGAACACGUUUCUGGAGAACAUCGUACGAAGGUCUAACGAUACCAAUUUUGUCUUGGGUAAUGCCCAGAUAGUGGAUUGGCCCAUUGUCUACAGCAAUGAUGGAUUUUGCAAGUUAUCAGGAUAUCACAGAGCAGAAGUUAUGCAAAAAAGCAGCACCUGCAGUUUUAUGUAUGGAGAGCUGACAGACAAAGAUACAAUUGACAAGGUCCGGCAAACAUUUGAAAACUAUGAGAUGAACUCCUUUGAAAUCUUGAUGUACAAGAAGAACAGGACACCUGUCUGGUUCUUUGUGAAAAUUGCUCCAAUUCGAAAUGAACAGGAUAAAGUGGUUUUAUUUCUUUGCACUUUCAAUGACAUAACAGCUUUCAAGCAGCCCAUCGAGGACGAUUCAUGUAAAGGUUGGGGAAAGUUCGCUCGCUUGACCCGUGCCCUCACAAGCAGCCGAGGUGUGCUGCAGCAGCUUGCUCCAAGUGUGCAGAAAGGAGAGAAUGUUCACAAGCAUUCAAGACUUGCUGAGGUCCUGCAGCUGGGCUCUGAAAUUCUCCCGCAGUACAAGCAAGAGGCACCAAAGACUCCGCCGCACAUCAUUUUGCAUUAUUGUGUUUUCAAGACUACCUGGGACUGGAUCAUCUUGAUUUUAACUUUCUACACUGCUAUUUUGGUCCCUUACAAUGUCUCCUUUAAGACCAAACAGAACAACGUGGCAUGGCUCGUCGUCGACAGCAUCGUGGAUGUCAUUUUUUUGGUAGACAUAGUGCUCAAUUUCCACACCACCUUCGUGGGGCCAGCGGGAGAGGUCAUCUCUGAUCCAAAGCUGAUUCGCAUGAACUACCUGAAGACGUGGUUUGUGAUUGAUCUGCUCUCAUGCUUGCCCUACGAUGUCAUCAACGCAUUUGAGAACGUUGAUGAGGGCAUCAGUAGCCUCUUCAGCUCACUUAAAGUGGUCAGGCUGCUGCGGCUGGGUCGCGUAGCUCGGAAGUUGGACCAUUACAUCGAAUAUGGAGCAGCAGUUUUGGUGUUGCUGGUGUGUGUGUUUGGUCUGGCAGCACACUGGUUGGCCUGCAUUUGGUACAGCAUAGGAGACUAUGAAGUUAUCGAUGAGGAUACAAAUACAAUCCGACCUGAGAGCUGGCUGUAUCAGCUGGGGGUGUCGAUAGGAACACCCUACCGCUUCAACACGUCGGGCUUCGGGAAAUGGGAAGGUGGGCCGAGCAAAGACUCAGUCUACAUCUCCUCGUUGUAUUUCACGAUGACCAGCCUCACCAGUGUUGGAUUUGGGAACAUUGCUCCAACUACAGAUGGCGAGAAGAUCUUUGCUGUAGCUAUGAUGAUGAUUGGCUCCCUUCUGUAUGCAACCAUUUUUGGUAAUGUGACAACCAUAUUUCAGCAAAUGUAUGCCAAUACAAACAGGUAUCAUGAAAUGCUGAACAGUGUCCGGGACUUCCUCAAGCUCUACCAGGUGCCUAAAGGGCUGAGUGAGCGUGUGAUGGAUUACAUCGUCUCCACCUGGUCAAUGUCCAGAGGCAUAGAUACUGAAAAGGUGUUGCAGAUAUGCCCUAAGGACAUGAGAGCAGAUAUCUGUGUGCACUUGAACCGCAAAGUUUUCAAGGAGCACCCAGCCUUCAGGCUGGCAAGCGAUGGGUGCCUGCGAGCACUUGCCAUGGAAUUUCAGACAGUGCACUGUGCCCCAGGAGACCUCAUCUACCAUGCUGGGGAGAGCGUCGACAGCCUUUGCUUUGUGGUUUCGGGGUCUUUGGAAGUCAUACAGGAUGAUGAAGUCGUUGCUAUAUUGGGCAAAGGAGACGUUUUUGGUGAUGUGUUCUGGAAGGAGUCUACCCUCGCCCAGUCCUGUGCCAACGUUAGGGCUCUGACUUACUGUGAUCUUCACGUGAUCAAGAGAGAUGCCUUGCAGAAGGUCCUGGAGUUCUAUACAGCCUUUUCCCACUCUUUCUCCAGAAAUCUCAUUUUGACCUACAACUUGAGGAAAAGGAUUGUGUUCCGGAAAAUCAGUGAUGUCAAACGUGAAGAGGAGGAGAGAAUGAAGAGGAAGAACGAAGCACCUCUGAUCUUACCGCCAGACCACCCGGUUCGCCGGCUGUUCCAGAGGUUCAGGCAGCAGAAGGAAGCACGCCUGGCAGCAGAGAGGGGCCGAGAUCCAGAUGACCUGGACGUGGAGAAGGGCAAUGUUUUAGGGGAGCAGUCCUCCACCCGCGCAGUGGUCAAAGCCAGCGUUGUGACCGUGCGGGAGAGUCCAGCGACCCCAGUGCCGUACCAGUCUGCUUCCACAUCGGGGGGCUCCGACCAGGCAAAGCUGCAGGCCCCAGCAUCAGACCACACAGGGUGCAAAGUGUCGGGGGAAUACCCUCGGCGCAAAGGCUGGGCCAAGUUCAAAGACGCCUGUACGAAAGGUGAAGACUGGAACAAGGUCUCUAAAGCAGAGUCCAUGGAGACUUUACCAGAGAGAACUAAAGUUUCGGGAGAAGCUACCCUGAAGAAGACAGACUCUUGUGAUAGUGGCAUUACAAAAAGUGACUUGCGCUUGGAUAACGCCGGGGAGACAAGAAGCCCACAGGACCACAGCCCAGUCCUCCCUGAAGUCAAGCAUUCCUUUUAUCCCAUUCCAGAACAGACUCUUCAGGCCACCAUGCUAGAAGUAAAACAUGAGUUGAAAGAGGACAUCAAGGCUUUAAACACAAAAAUGACCAAUAUAGAAAAACAACUCGCUGAGAUUCUUAGGAUAUUGACCUCAAGAAGAAGCUCACAGUCGCCACAGGAGUUGUUUGAAAUGUCAAGGCCCCAGUCUCCAGAAUCAGAAAAAGACAUGUUUGGAGCUAGCUAAGGUGUUCCUUUCUUAAAAAAAAAAACCAAACAACAAAGAAACAAAGAAAGAAGCACCCUCCCUAACAUUUUAAAUUUAAUCUUCUUGAAAAUGAGUGAGGGACCAGUUCACUAAGCAUGUUCCCCGUGUCUAAAAAGGUACGGUAACAGGAACUGCAGCCUCAUGUCAAGAUGGCAGCUGACUCUGAAGCCUUUUUGACAGCAAGGGUACAGUUUCUAAAGUUUUUCUUUUCUCUGUUGGUCCCCCUUCCCCCCUAAUCUCCCUCUUUCUCUUGAGAUUUUGGAAUAAGAAUUCUGACAGCAGCAGCCAUCCCUUUGAGCCCCAGGUGACCCCUGAUGUUUUUGGAGCAUGCCUUAGAUUGCUGGCUUGGGUUUUGCCCGUGGGAAUAAGCACCUGCCAGGCUGCCUAUGCUUCCAGUGUUUAGGGAGUUGGGUUAUUUUGCUGCUGCUGUCAUUGUCCCAGUAACCUGUACAGCAUGUUAAAUGUCACAGUAUAUUUUCACAUGUGUGAUAAUGCAAAGAGCAGUAGGAGACUUAUAGUUCAUUCCAGUAGAAUGGGUGCUACUUGGUAAUGGAGUUAUUUAUGGAUAAUAGAGGAAGGGCUAAAAAUAUUGAAGAAGAUAUGUACUUUUUAAUUGCAGGCUGACAUAUUGCUAAAGCAAUUGCAUUUACACAUCUUCAACAACAGCCACAGUUAUUUCAGGUCUCUCAAUAAAUGAGAUCUUCCAUACUCUCGUUCACUAAGUCAGAAAUAGUGAUGUUCAAAAACUUCAUUUCUGUCUCAGAUGCCUUUGAGUAUGUUUUCUCUUUGCUGCCAGAGGACAGAGGGUUGGGUGUGUAAUGUGCCUCAGCACAGCCCACAACACAACAUAUUGUGAACAUCAACAACGGGUCCUGCAUAUUUGUUUCCCCAUGAAAAUAUACUGUGGCAUUUAUGUUCUGGUUUUGCUAUCAAUCUGCUCCUUUAAUUCUUGGUACUUUAUUAUUCAGAAGUUUAUGUUUUGCUAAUGUUCAUUGUAGCCAAAGACUUUCACAGAACGUUUAAAGGAUCUUAGAUUGUGGUGUCUUCAUCUGCAUCCAGACACAUUCAUAGAAACAUAGAAUCAACCAGGUUGGAAGAGACCUCCAAGCUCGUCCAGUCCAACCUAGCACCCAGCCCUACCCAGUCAACUAGACCAUGGCAUUAUGUGCCUCAUCCAUGCUUUCCUUGAACACCUCCAGGGACAGCAACUCCACCACCUCAAUGCCAAUCACUCUCCUUGGCAAGAACUUCCUCCUAACAUCCAGCCUAGACCUCCCCUGGCACAACCUGAGACUCUGUCCCCUUCUUCUGUUGCUGCUUUACUGGCAGAAGAGACCAACCCCAGCUGGCUAUAGCCUCCCUUCAGGUAGUUGUAGACAGCAAUAAGGUCUGCCCUGAGCCUCCUCUUCUGCAGGCUGCACACCCCCAGCUCCCUCAGCCUCUCCUCACAGGGCUGUGCUCCAGGCCUCUCACCAGCUUCUUUACCCUUCUCUGGACACACUCUAGUAUCUCAACACCUCUCUUGUUCUCGUUCCUGCUCUAGUGAGCAAACGGAUAGUACAGGUGAGAACACAGUACUUGCUGUAGGCAAGUGCUAUUGUAAGAAGAAAAGAAAAAGAUCUGCUUCUUAAAGAAGGAGAUAUUUCCAAAACUUUUAUUUUUAUAACCUUUGUGGUGGAAGCUGAAAGCACUUUACCAAAGCUACUCUCUGUUACUCAUUUAGGUAGGGUAACAGAAGGUGGCUUGGGUUAUCACCUUGGGAUGCAGAUGUAUAUUCACAGUAUAUUGCCUCAGUUGAGUUGCUAUGUGCACUGUUUAACAGCAGGUUAGAGUUGGGAAGCACAGGGCAACACUUCCUUGGGUUUUCAUUCUUAUAGAAUUGUGGAAUGGGCUGGGCUGGAAGGGACCUCCAAAGGUCAUCCAGUCCAACCCCCACCCUGUACUCAGCAGGGACAUCCUCAACUAGACCUUGUCAAUAGUCCCUCUCCAGCCUUCAUGUAGCCCCCUUCAGAUACUGGAAGGCCACUAUAAGGUCUCCUCAAAGCCUUCUCUUCAGGCUGCAGAGCCUCAACUCUUGUAGCCUGUUCUUAUAGCAGAGCUGCUGCAGCCCUCUGAGCAUCUUCCUGGCCUCCUCUGGACUGGCUCCAAUAGUUCCAUGUCUUUGUGCUGGGGGCUCCAGAACUGCACACAGUACUCCCAGUGGGGCCUGAGGAGAGCAGAGUAAAGGGUCAGAAUUCCCUCCCUUGCCUUGCUGGCCACACAGUCCUAAAUUAUGCUUUCAAUUUAAUGUCUCUGAGCACUGCCCAAUUUUGAUUUUGUUAUGGUCAUGAAACUCCAGAGAAGUCCUGCUCCUUACAACUACACCUUUGGAUGUCUGCUCCAGGUCAGCACUGACAGCAGUGGAUGUUGUUCACUUUCACACAGCUGCAACCAUUUGAUGAUGAUUUCAUGAACCAGCAGGCACUAAAAUUAGUAGUAGGAGACUGUACCUCAGUAAUCUGUGUGUGUUGUAGGAUAAUUUAAAAGACACUCUAUCUCGGGUGAGCUUUGGUCUUUGGAUUUCCUGGAAUACCAAGUAGUUAAAAUGAGCAGAAUCUUGUGCUCCAUGGAACUAGUCACUUCUUUGAACCCUGCACUAAUUUGGACCUGUGCUGUAGUGUCCAGGCUCUGCCAAUGCAGCACUUCUCCUGUAGAGAGUGGCUGAAAGCACCUGUGUUACAAAUCUUUCUCCACUGAACCUAACAUGUGGAUGCCCACAGCUGCACAGCAUCUAUACUCACCAUAAUUGUUCUCUCACGGCAGACUUACUGUUCUUUCUUUUGUGUCUCUCUACUCUACAUGUUGGCUAAGCCUUUUUCAACCAAGUUAUUUUCCAGCUUAGAAAUGAAUGAUUUCUGAACACGAGACUCUGCCCCUUAACAAGCAAAUGCUUGUACAUAUUAUAUAAGAAAAGAAAGCCAGAAAGCCUCAGUGUUGUGUUCUGGCACUUACCAACCUGCUAAAUAACCUUCAUUAAUCUAAAAGAGGAUUUUUGCUAUAAUAUGGCAUUCUAUUUCAACCAGAAGAAGGUAUCUGGGAGAAAGAGCCUGAGUUAUGGUUUGGUAAAAAAGGAACUUCUACAAGUUCACAAACUCAACCUGUUGGAAAGGCUACUGAUAUGCAGCACAGGAUUAAAAAAGGAGACCCCAACCCUCGCCCCUGUCAUGUUCAGAUACAUUUACUUCUGUCUGCUAUUGCUUGUACACAUUUAAAAACAUCAUUCUUGCUUUAAAUCUCUCCCGCAGUGCUGCCCUGCGUCCCAGCGAACACCCUGCUUAACAGCUUCGGAGGUGAUGUUCUCUUUCUGCAGUACUUCCCUUUAAUGAACCGAACAAGAUAUUUUAUUGUGAAUGCCUGCUGAUCUAUUUUCAGUCACUCCUACCUAGUCUCUGAAAGAAGUUUAACACAGAAUUUGUCUUUACUAUAUAAACAACUGUGUGUGUGACUGCACUUGCGCAGACGCGUCUUACAUGCACACAGGUAUAUAUAAUCUCUAUGUGUAGAUAAGUCUAUGGAUUGUAUUUCUGUUCAGUAAAAGCACAUCCCUAAUUUACUGAUUCCAGUUCAAGAAGGGAGCUUAAAUCUUCCCAGUAGACAUUCACCAAAUGUCCUAGUUAGUAUCUUGUUUGUUAGCUGUUGAACUUUGAAAGUCUUGACUUUCAGUUUCACUAGUUGGCCUCGACUUUAUAUACCGUCAGUCUGGCAAAUAUUGUGACUGAGAGAAGAUCUGGAAAGAGUUGAGAAGUAGAAAUACUUGUGAAACUGGAAAAUGCUGUGUUGUCAUCAGUAGGACUAAGGCUCAUAAGACACUGUUUGUUGCUCACAGUAUCUCUGAAGCUAAGCUGCUGCAAGAGAGAUGAUGGAAUAAUGGAUUUCUUUCACCUGCUACCAGGAGCUGCCUCAAAGGUGCUGAGCCUAUCCUUCUCGUGGGCAGCGUAACACAUGGUUGCUGCACCUCUGCUUUCUUCUCCUGGUCUUAGAUGGUGAAAAACAUCUACCGAGUUCUUAAUUUCCAUGCAGUGUCCUCUGGAUGUGCUGGCAAUAACAGAGUUUGUGUUUCAGCUGCACUUCCAAUUUAUUAAGACAAACAGUUCAGAGAGGGGGAGCUUCAGAAAUUUGAGGUGAGACACAGUAGGUUACUGUAUCCUCCAAUCUGACAUAGUUUUGACCACGUUGUUGUGGCAAGCAUCGAUUCCAUUAAAUAAAAACAAAGCUUUCUGCAAUAAGAUAUAGCCAACAUUUAGCCUUAAGACCCUUUCAUAAGUGGUAUAACUCAAACUGUGAUUCCAUUCCCUUUCCUUCUUAAUGUCGUGUAGUAAUUACAGUGUUGCCUAAAAUUGAAGCACUUUGAUUAGCAUUCUGAGUCUAAUGGAAUUCACUUGCUGGUAAUCACAUUUCUUUUUUCACUUAUUGCCUUCGUAUUAGGAUAAUUAAUUUCUCCAGCAGCCCUCUCCCCUCAUAAACCAGAGAUGUAACUAUUGUCCCAACACUUUGGUAUAUCAGGGAGCCAACCUAUCAUAUUCUGAAAGUGUUUGUUUGAAAGGCUUUGGGUUGGGGCUUUUUUUAACACUUCGACAAAGCUAACGUGAAAUUACCUGCACACAUCCCUUGUUUCAAGCUGAAUGUUGAGUGUCCUGUGAAGAUAUUUGACCCAAAAUCCCAGAACAACAUCUCUGUAACCAACUCUAAAUGCCUAAUGUUAACAAAACAGUUUGGGGGGGUUUCACUAACUGCUCUGAAAAGCUCAUGGGCUUGGUUGGUUGAUUUUUUUUCCUUCCUCCCACUGAAUCUGUGACCACUAAGACAGAAAAGGGAUCAUUUUAGCUGUAAGUGAAAGAAGUUCAACAAUCUUGCAUCAGGAUGAAUUGCUCUACGACCAACACCGAGUUUUCUAAUGAAUGUUAUAUUAUUGUACUUACAAUCAAUACUUGUACAUCUGUUGGAGACCUGUCUGCGUUUCAAUAUUUAGCCACCACUGCAUGGACACUUUAUUGUUAUGCAGUUAAUAUAGUUGCUUGGGCGCUUUUCAGUGUACUUCACUUGUUUUUAACCCUUUCAGGUAUCCACCAAAUACUCUUGGUUCUUUUUCCUCGCAUUUGUCACUUUGUUCAAUGAAGCAUGACUAGGGAAAAAAAGAAAAACCAAACCCACACCAAAAAAAAAAAAAGAGAGAGAGAAUGAGCAAAUACUAUUUUUGUGGUCAGCACAGCAGCUGCCAGUAGGUGGACAGUGUGUGCAUACAUAUGCACUGUCUGGGAACGUUUCGGUUAUGAAUGCAGCCACCUCCAUUAAUGAUAUCCCUAUUCAACAUUUUUAAACAAGCACAAAUAAUAUUUGUAAAGAAAACCAAAAGUUUAAUUUUAUUUAUUAUAGUAAUAAACUAUUUUAUACAUUA